AUGCUCCAUGAAUGGAGAAGCUACGUUCGAAGCUUUAAGUACACUUUAGAAACCUCAUCUAGCCGCGAUAUUUCCAUCAUUAUCGAUGCAGAUAAGAGGCCUUCGGGCGAACACUUACGCCGUUACAAUGCUCCCUCAUGCAAUGAGGUUGCUGUGCUACGCCAUGGUGAUCAACAUAAACCUCGAGAUAUUGUUCUUCACUGUCGGAACAGCCAAUUACAACGCAUAAGUGAAACCCACCGCUCAUACGACGCACUCCAGUACCCGCUUCUUUUCCCAUAUGGAGAUGAUGGGUAUCAUGUUGGGAUUCCUCAGUACGGGCCUGGCACUAACUCAUCGGUAACCACGAAAACUGUAUCCUGUUAUGUCUACCCUUCAUUCCGUGAGGCCUGCUUUAGGCGCGGCCUUCUUCAAGAUGACACGCAAUGGGAUUCUACCUUAGCAGAGGGCGUCCUUUUGAGAUCUGGCUGUCUCCGGUAUCUAUUCGCAAUACUUCUUCAGUGGUACGAAGUAACCGACCCAAAUUGUUUAUGGGAGCGCUACAAAGACCACAUGUCAGAAGAUUUCCUACGUCAAGCUCAGUCCCAUAAUCCUGACAUCCAGGUUACAUUCAGCGGGAUAAUAUACAACAGGGCACUAGUUGUACUCGAAGACAAUCUUCUAGAGGGAGGUGGUAGUACACUUGCGACAUAUGGCUUACCACCUAUACAUCGUGAACGCGUUAGUGAUCUUUCCACUGAUUUGUUGAGGGAGACGUCAUAUAACGUCGAGGAGCUUGAGAUUUAUUUUGCGGAGAACUUCUUCCUGAACAGAGAGCAGCCUUCGAUGCUAUCGUUGACUCCGUACGGUACCAAACGGGUGGUAUUUUCUUUCUCGAUGCUCCCUGGGGUACAGAAUACAAAGCUCGCGAAUAAUAUCACUUUCCAUUUCUUUAAAAAUCCGCGUUUUCUUGGCGAAACGAAAAAGACUUCGCAGCCACUGCAAGCAUCAUUAAUUAUUUCUUCUUCUUCUUCUUCUUCUUCUUCUUCUUCUUCUUCUUUAUCUACUUCUUCCUUCUUUUUUCAUCUUCUUCUUUCUUCUUCUUCGUUUUACUUUUUUCUUCUUCUCCUCCUACCUUAUUCUUCUACUUCUUGUUUCUUCUUUUUUCUUCCUUCUUCUUCUUGCUUCUUCUUCUUUCUUGCUCUUCUUUCUUCUUUGUUCUUCUUAUCCUUUCUUCUCCUUCCUCUUGUUUUUCCUUCUUCUUACUUCUUCUCCCUUCUCCUUCAUCUUCCUUCUUCUUCUUUCUUCUUCUUCUUCAUAGUUCUUUUUAUUCCUUCUCUUUUCUUCUUUUCUUCUUCUUGGUUUUCUUCCUUCUUUUUUCAUCAUCUCCUUUAUUAUUCUUCUUCUUUGUUUUACUCUUUCUUCUUCUUCUACUUUAUUCUUCUACUUCUUCUUCUUCUUUCUUCUUCCUUCUCCUUUUUUUAUUCUUAUUCUUCCUUCUUCUUCUUUCUUGCUCUUUUUUCUUCUUCCUUCUUCUUAUCCUUUCUUCUUUUUCCUUCUUUGCUCCUCUUCUUUUUUUUUCAUCUUCCUUCUUCUCCUUUCUUUUUCUUCUUCUUAAUAGUUCUUUUUAUUAUUUCUCCUUUCUUCUUGUUCUUCUUCUUUUUUCCUCUUUCUUCUUCUUCCUCUUCUUCUCCUUCUUCUUCUUCUUCUUCUUCUGCUUGUUAUUCUUCUUUCUUCCGUCUUCUUCUUCCUUCUUUUUUCUUUUUCUUUCUUCUUAUUCUUUCUUCUUCUUCUUCUUCCGUCCUUUUCUUCUUUCUUUUUUUUCUUACUCCUUUUUCCUCCUUCUUUUGCUUCCUCCUUCUUCUCCGAUUUCUUUCAUAUUCCUUCUUCUUCUUUUUCUUCUUCUUCGUCGGCAUUCUUCUUCCUUCUACUUUUUUCAUUAUUCAUUCUUUCCUCUUCAUCUUCUUCUUUCUUCUUCAUUCUUUUUCUUCUUCUUUCUUCUUCCUUCUACUUUCUUCUUUUUCUCCUUCUUCCUCCUUCUCCUUUCUUCUUCUUCCUUCUUCUUUCCUCUUCUUUUUCCUCCUUUUUUUCUUUUUAUUCUUCUUCUUCCUUCUUCUACCUUCUCCUUCUUCCUUAUUUUUCUUCUUCUCUCUAUUUAUUCUUAUUUCUUCUUCUUCUUCUUCUUCCUUAUUCUUCUUCUUACUCCUUCCUAUUCAUUCUUCUUCUUCUUUCUUUUUAUUCCUUCUUCUUCUUGUUCUUCGUUCUUCUACUUCUUCUUUCUUCUUCCUCUUCCUCCCCCUUCAUCUUCCUUCUACUUUCUUCUUAUCCUUCCUCCUUCUUCCUCCUCCUCCUCCUCCUUCUUUAUGCCACUUCUUUUUUCCCUAUUCAUCAUCUUCAUUCUACUUCUUUUUUCUUUUCCUCCUUCCUUUCUUUUUCAUUUUUCCUUCUUCUUCCUCCAUUUUCUUCUUCCUUCUACCUCUUCCUCUUCCUUCUUCUUAUUCCUUCUUUUUCUUAUUCCUUCUUCGUCCAUCGCCUUCUUCUGUCCUCUUCUUUCUUUCUUCUUCUUCUUCUUCUUUUGCAGGGAAAAACUCUGGAAAGAAAGUUAUGAAACAACGAGGUUAG
Molecule: messenger RNA, 2601 nt
Organism: Acanthosepion pharaonis
Lineage: Eukaryota; Metazoa; Mollusca; Cephalopoda; Sepiida; Sepiidae
Source: the annotation of a GenBank genome assembly